UCGACAUUAGCACGCACCACAGGGCGUGCAUCGCACCGUGACCGUUGGUGCAGGGAUGCCCUUCCAAAAUUCUGACUGCACUUGAACUGCGUUGCAUUCGGCGAAGCUACAAAAUUUCAGCACACAGCUAAGUAAACGCCCUUUGGUGAAUUGCAAAAUUUUGAAGCGAUGGCGGAAGCGCCGCCACCUCCAUCACAGCUAGCAGAGGGCGGUCCGCCAGCCAAUGCUCCAGCUCCUGACGGCGGACCUCCAGCACCGAUUGGUCCUGAAAGCGCCUCACCACCUGGAGCCCACAAUGCAGCCGAAUUAGCAUCCUCUGGAGCUGGAGCUACAAAUGCUGUUGGAGGGAUUGUAUUACCUGAUGCAGUUCCUCCUGCUCCGAGCGCAACUUCUCCUGGUGAGGCACCCGUGGCGUCCACUGCACCUGUUGGGCCUCCCACAGAAGGGAUCCAACCAGCUUCACCAACGGCCUUUUCUCCACCCCCUACUGGAGAGCCUGCGACGCAAGUUGCGCUAACAGUUGCCUUUCGACCCUCUGCUACCUCGCCAACUCAGGUCGCGCCACCGGGACAAAUGCCUCUAGGCACUACUGUAUCACCAUCUUUUAUGCCCACGACGUCUCAAGCAGAGGGACAGUUGGCGCUAACACCUGCUCAUAAAUCAUCGGAAAUUGAAAAAAGGAUAUCAAUUAUGCUCGAUCGUAUUCCAUUCAAUGACGACGGGAAGGCCACGAACAAGAAAGAGUAUCUCGCUGCCGUCAAAACAUACGAAGAAAAUAUCGGCGGCCAAGUUGUGAAAGCAAAGCUAUACCUUCAGUCGAAACCUGAAUCCCACGAUGAAGCUGAUUAUUACGACGGAAGAGGUAGGAAACGAAGCAGAGAACUGGUUGAUUACAGAGGACAAGAAAGAUGUAGGGAUGAGUAUGAUCGAAGUGAUAGACGCGACUCUGAGAAGGACUUCUUCAAUAUAAGAAGCUCUGGUGCAAAUUUCCGCCGUCCAGAUGAUUUCUUUUGCGACGAAACAAGCCAAAAUGGACGGAUGAGGUUCAACCCUGCGGCUGAGGAGCUGUACAGGGUGGGAAUAGACCAACCCCCUGAGGCGAGGGUUCGCCUUGAUAUGGGGUAUAAGGGGAUGGUGCUUCGACGACCUGAGGAGAUGGAACAGGCCGGUAUGGGCUACGAAGGAGUAGGUCGGCCUCGCUAUGCAAACAUGGAAAGGCAACACGAAGUAAGGUUUUAUGAGGAUAAUGACAGAGGAGUUGCAUCUUUCCCUCAAGGAUACGAUCUUCAAACUCCAGACGCAGCAAGCUUGCCUUUUACGGUUGUGAACGUCCCAUCUAUGACAUACGUACCAAUGUCUCCUCCACAAAUUCCAACAACGGUAUUAGGAUCACAACAAAUGGUAGAUCUGCAAGUUCCGAUCACGCAAACUUCAAUUCAGACAGUGCCUCCACAGCUACUCGUUCCGGGUGCAGCACAAAUGGCAUUGCAAAUAGCUGCACAAACAGUACCCAAUGCUCUGCAGGUACCAUGUCAGAUGCCUCCUUAUAUGUCUCCACAAAUCGAAGCGAUGGCCCCAAAUGUAGUUCCACAAAUUGCUCAGCAGGUGGCCCCAAGUAUGGCACAACAAGUGAGCCCCAUCAUGACAGCACAGAUGGCAUCCCAAGUUGCACUACAAAUGCCUCCGAAAAUGACUCCUCAGGUGGCUCCGCAAGUUGCUGUACAGUGCCCUGCACAGACAUCUCCACACAUAAGGUCACAGAUGGUCUCUCAGGCUCCCCUAUCAGCGCCGCCUCAAGCAAAUCUAGACUUUGAAAUUUCUCUCACUCAACUGUCCCCAAACCUUAGGAGUACGCCGGUGCAUAUGACAGAGCCUGCACCCAUACCAAAGACCCCUUUUCAUCCAGGAUUUGCAAUUACACAAGGAACGUCGACAAGACAAGUCAAUCACACAGGCGUGCCAAAUCGAUCUAAAACAGUGACAAUUCAUCCAGGACCGUCUGCAGUUACAAUUGAGGCUUCAAUACAAGCAAGCGUGCCAUCUUUGCAGGAUGAUUUUGAUGGGUCUCAGAGCGAACCAUCAAGAGAGAAAUUAUCUCCUGACACAGCAAGAGGAGAGCUUUUGUCCGACACGAACCAAAAUGCACCUCUCAAGUCGCCUACGUCCGUUCUACCGGAAGGUAGCGGUAUUCUGAGCAUAGCUGAAAGGGUCAUUCAGAGGAUAAAACAACAGCUGGCAGGUUUUGACGGCAGGCAAGAUUCGUCUGUAUCUCUGCAUGGCGACAAAUCUGUUUUCCUAAAAGCUGAUUACCAAAGGCAUCGUGAAGGAAUAUCACAUGGGCCGCCUGACCUCAUGAGUGUACCACGUGAGGACAGUAGCGUAUGUAAGCCGACAGAGGCGAAGUUGGGUGAAGGAGUUCAAAAGGAAUACAUUGCAUCAAUUAAGAGAGUUAUAAAGGCGAAUUACGUGAGCGACGAGUCCGUAAACAUGAAUAAGGCUGACGAAGGUGAAGGAGGCAGGACGUUGUCAGGAAUGGCGAGGGAACGGUCUCCGGAGACCGCCUCAAAAAAAGGAAAGAAACAAACAGAAGAGGAAAGCUCAGAAGAGGAUGUCAAGGACGAGGGAACGCGGAGGAAACGGAAAGGAAGAAAGAAAGGAAAACGAAAGGAAGACGAUACCUCUGACGAUGAGGAUAACGAGAAACGGUCAAGGAAAGGGAAGAAAAGACACGCAAGAAAGAGGAGCUCAGUUGAAGAGGACGAGGAUAGCGACAUGCACAGGACAGAACGUGGGAGGAACUCUGGAAGCAGGACCUUCGCAGCAUCUGCCACUGCUGGCGUAAAGACGCAGCGAUUUCUCAUGCAGUUGAACGUGUCUGACAAAAACGUGAGAGAUACGCAAAAAGAGAGAGAAGAGGAAAUAGAGGAGGAACGAAGGCGAAGGAUCGAAAAGGAGAGAGAAGAGGAAAUAGAGGAGGAACGAAGGCGAAGGAUCGCAAAGGAGAGACAAGAGGAAAUAGAGGAGGAACGUAGGAGGAGGAUUGAAAAUGAAAGAGAUCUCAGAAAAGAACAAAUAUAUAGGGAAAGAAGGAAACUCAUGGAGAUUCAACAAGAGAUAGAACGGGAACGCGAUAGGCAACAGUUGGAGCAAGCAAUAGCAGAAAGGGAGUCAGCUAGAGAACAACGAAGAAAAGAAAGGGAGCAGCGCGAAAGAGAGAGGGAAGAAUGGGAGAAGGACAAAGUACAGCGACAGAGGGAGCUUGAUCGCUGGGAAAGAGAACGAGAUGAAAAACAGAAAGCUGAUGAUGUGAAGGUGCGUGAACGAUUGAGAAAAGAGAGAGAAGUAUCAAAAGGCAAUUUGACUGACGCGUACAGCAAGUUAAGAGAAGGUGAAAAACCAAAGUCUAGUUUAAGUGCGGCCUACAAUCAUAAUUUUACAGUAAGAAUUUCUCCUAGUCGAGAGGCCGAUUUACGCCAUCAGCAGAUGAGACACCAAACAAUGCAAUUGCGAGUACGGUCGCCUCCAAAUUCAUAUUUCAUGCAGCCACCACGAUUACCCAUGCAAAUGUAUCAACAAUCAGCACAGCAGCAACAAUACGCAACACCGACUCAGCCCUUCCAAUUUCCGGGGCCCUGCCUGAGGCUUCCAGCCGCAGCCCCGUCCGGUGGGCCGUAUUACCGAAAUGUAAUGGCAGUAUCAUCUGCUGAGAUAGUGAGGGAACCCAUCCCAGGGUCAUCAAAAAACACAUCAAGGCAGAAGAAACUUUCAACAGAAUGGUGGAGUCGAAAGAGAGACGACCGCGAAAAAAGGACGCCAUCGACUGUCCGAAGUUUCAGUGCUACAUCACGCAAGUCGCGCGAGGGCUACCAAGACACGGGAAGUCGGAGGUCUACGUCCCGUCAUCGUCGGAAUAGGAAACGCACAGAUAACGAUGACGAGUACGAUGAGGAAAGUUCUGAGGAAUACAACGAUGAGGAAGACGACUACGAUGACUCAGAGCCUCCUCGGAGGAAGCCAGACCGUGAUGAAUACGACUAUGACAGGUCGCGCAGCAGUCACAGUAUCAAGAGUCGGGGGAAAAAAGAUCCAAAUGCUCGUGCUGAUCGCAGAAGACCGCGGUCAACGGCCACUGAUAUCGAACGCACAGAGAGGCCAAUGGACUAUGCAAUGAAUGUGAAGUUGUCCCAUAGCCGAAGCAGAGAGCAAGAAAAAGGAAGAGGGCGUCUCUUGCAGCAGUAUGAUAGAGAAAACGGGUUUCCGUGCGCAAGUCAGACAUUGCACAUGGACGCUAAGCGCCAAGAGGGGGAACAAGAUGGCACUUGGAAGUUCACCGCAUCCGCAGGCCAACCUAAGUCACGUGAGUCACCCAAACCACCGCCUAAGCCUCAACGGGUGAGGUCGCCAGCUCCGCUAGUUAGAGUUACCAGCAAGUCAACGAUACUUCAUGAGGAUGAUGUUGAAGAAGACAGCCUUGUUCGUGUCACUUAUUCACCAGGUGGAUCGCGCCGUAUCUAAUCAGUGGCGUGAUGCGCCUUUGGAAAGGCACCUUCAUGGCGGAUGAAAGCAAAAGUUUGACUUACUCUAAUAAAUCCUUUC
Ornithodoros turicata is the source of this 4596-nucleotide messenger RNA. RefSeq lists its product as uncharacterized. The record is from RefSeq and is a predicted model, not a curated record. Lineage: Eukaryota; Metazoa; Arthropoda; Arachnida; Ixodida; Argasidae. The coding region runs from base 169 to 4515 and encodes 1448 amino acids. Gene Ontology annotation, cellular component: nucleus. Gene Ontology annotation, molecular function: ubiquitin protein ligase activity. The transcript has 2 exons. Gene Ontology annotation, biological process: protein ubiquitination; ubiquitin-dependent protein catabolic process.